UCAUUCCGAUCGACUCCGACUGCUUGCCAAGAAAAUCGGUGGAAAAUGAAGACACGGUGGUCUCUCUCUCUCUCUCUCUCUGUCCCCGACCUCUCUCACUGUUUGCUUGCAGUUGCAGUUGCUGGUGUUGUGAGAACUAAGUAAUCGGCAAUCGAAUAACACCAGACAAUGCUAUAUCAUACGCCCACCGAUUAUUCCUUCAUACAUUCGUAAACCCCAAGAAACCUCCGAUUAAACCAAUCGAACCACACCUCCUCCAUCCCAAAUUCUCUCUCUCUAACAGUCCACGCGCAGAGACAGCCAAAGAGAGAAGAGUGAGUGAGAGUGAGGGUCGGAGCCAAUGAAGCUCUCGGUGCUACAGCAGAGUUACAUGAACCGGCGCGGCAACAGCUUCAGGUCAUCUGGUCCCUUGGAUUCGUCUUCGGACGCUUCCAUCAAGUCCCCCUCUUCCAUAAUUUGGCUCCUAUUCCACGGACUUUGCUGCCUCAUUAGUCUCGUUCUCGGCUUCCGCUUCUCCCGCCUUGUCUUCUUCUUCCUCUUCUCCACUUCCCACACCACCAACCUCUACAACUUUCCGUUUCGCACAGCCUCCGAGCUCGCCCAGAGCCUCACCGUUUACUCCACUCCGAUCACCAAUUUCAACUCCCCCCUGGGUAGUAACGCUACUACUACCGGCGGUAGUAAUAGCCGAGUCGUCGUCGGGAGACAUGGGAUCCGAAUCCGGCCGUGGCCGCACCCGAACCCUGUCGAGGUCAUGAGGGCGCACCAUAUCAUCGAGACGGUCCAGAAGGAGCAGAGGCUCCAGUUCGGGGUCAAGAAUCCGAGGACAGUCAUCGUAAUCACGCCGACCUAUGUGCGGACGUUCCAGGCGCUGCACUUGACCGGCGUGAUGCACUCGCUCAUGCUGGUCCCGUAUGAUCUCGUCUGGAUCGUGGUGGAGGCCGGUGGAGCUACCAACGAGACCGCUUCGCUUAUCGCCAAGUCAAGGCUUCGGACUAUCCAUGUUGGAUUCCGUCAGCGGAUGCCGAUUUUGUGGGAGGGACGGCACCAUUUAGAGGUUCAGAUGCGGCUUCAAGCUUUAAGGAUUGUGCGAGACAAGAAGCUGGAUGGGAUUGUGAUGUUUGCAGAUGAUAGUAAUACGCAUAGCAUGGAGCUCUUUGACGAGAUUCAGAAUGUCAAAUGGGUUGGUGCUCUUUCGGUUGGUAUACUUGCGCAUUCGAGUGAUACCGAUGAGUCCUCGGUGUCCUUAUUAGAGAAAGACGAGGAUGAAGAUGACGAGAACCCAUCAAUGCCUGUUCAAGGUCCUGCUUGUAACUCAUCCAAUCAAUUGGUUGGUUGGCACACCUUCAAUUCCAUACCCUAUGUUGGGAACAGCGCCACUUACAUUGGUGAUAGGGGGGUUGUGCUGCCCAGGAAACUUGAAUGGGCUGGGUUUGUACUGAAUUCCCGGUUGCUUUGGAAGGAUGAUGACGGCGGGCCAGAGUGGGUCAAUGAUCUAGAUACAUUAGCUCACAAUGAGGAGGCCAUAGAGAGUCCAUUAUUUCUGCUAAAGGAUUUUUCUGUGGUGGAGCCACUUGGAAGUUGUGGACGUCAAAUCUUGCUCUGGUGGCUCCGAGUUGAAGCUCGUGCUGAUAGCAAAUUUCCUCCUGGAUGGAUAAUUGAUCCUCCUCUGGAGGUCACUGUCCCAUCAAAACGUACGCCAUGGCCGGAUGUUCCUCCUGAACUCCCAUCUAGUGAGAGGGAAGUGACGGGUGUCCAAGAGCACAUAGUGAAGCAUUCUUCAAAGACUCGAACAUCCAGAUCUAAUCGCUCUCGAAGUAAGAGAAAGUAUCAUGACACAAAGAUACUAGACACACAGCUUCCUGUGAUGGAUUCUGAACAAAGCUGAAAGAUGAUCCCGGACAUCUCAAGAUAAUACGAUACUGUGUGAAUUUAAGACCACUGGUCUCUCCGCUUCAAAAAAUUUGGUUGAUAUAGGGAAAAAUGCAACGGGUAAAUACCUGAAGGCAUCGGUUACACACGCAAUCCAUCCGAUCUGAAUUCCAAAAUCCUGCCAGAGUUUUGCAUUUUUUUCCCUUUUUAUUUUACUUUGUUGGGGGUGAUUGAUAUUCUGGACUCGCGAAAGUGGUGUUUUCACUGGAUCAUGAUGAGUCUCGUGUUUGUAGAAAGCUUGUAUCAAAUAGGCUUUUAAAUCGUGUACACAAAUAUUUUCUAAGUAGGAAUUAUAGAGUUGCGUUCGUUUGGAUCUCUGAAAAACGAGACCAAAUACAAUAAAUUUUUUAAUUCGUUCCAAAAAAGUGUCCUUGCCAUUGUACUAACUACUAAGCCAUUGCAUGGUUUUCUUCGAAA
This is a messenger RNA of Juglans microcarpa x Juglans regia, 2349 nucleotides long. Its product is annotated as probable beta-1,4-xylosyltransferase IRX14H. Gene Ontology annotation, cellular component: Golgi membrane. The record is from RefSeq and is a predicted model, not a curated record. Gene Ontology annotation, molecular function: galactosylgalactosylxylosylprotein 3-beta-glucuronosyltransferase activity; xylosyltransferase activity. The coding region runs from base 341 to 1888 and encodes 515 amino acids. The transcript is spliced from 4 exons. Gene Ontology annotation, biological process: glucuronoxylan biosynthetic process; plant-type secondary cell wall biogenesis. NCBI's taxonomy places the organism in Eukaryota, Viridiplantae, Streptophyta, Magnoliopsida, Fagales, Juglandaceae.